Molecule: messenger RNA, 984 nt
Organism: Penicillium manginii
Lineage: Eukaryota; Fungi; Ascomycota; Eurotiomycetes; Eurotiales; Aspergillaceae
Product: alpha/beta hydrolase
Exons: 2
Coding region: 1-984 (327 amino acids)
Molecular function (GO): hydrolase activity
Source: RefSeq, a predicted model, not a curated record
AUGGCUGAGUCUCAGACUGCUACAUAUACCUACAAAGACGUGAGCGGGUUGAGUCUCACGAUCGACAUAUCAAGGCCGCGCAGUCCUCCGGAAAACGGCAUUGUGCUUAUUCAUUUCCAUGGCGGAUUUCUUGUCAUCGGCGAGAAAACGACAUUCCCGCCUGACUGGCUGAUCAACGCCUGCCAUGCCCGGGGCUGGACGUACGCAACCGCUUCUUAUCGCUUAAUGCCUGAGGCAACCGGCCUGCAAAUUCUAUCCGAUACCCUUGAUGCAGUCCGUUGGGUCCAUCGGAAUAUUAGUGAUCGCAUCAUCAUCGCCGGUUCAAGCGCGGGCGGAUACCUUGCAUUGGCUACGGGGGCGCAUCCCGAAUGCCCGAGACCUCUAUCGAUUCUCUCUAUAUACGGAAUGCUUGACCCUGCAAGCAAGAGAUACAUCGAGACGGGCACUCCUCUCCGAGCUCCGAUUUCCAAUCUGGAGACGGCGUUGGGGGAAAUUGAGACUGCUGCGGAUAGUGGCCAGUCUAUUGACGGCUAUGCAUUUCCAAACCAGCCUCCCAUCGAUCAACGAUUUCGUUGGAUUGGUGCCAUUCAUGAAUCUGCUCGGUAUCCAGAUCUUUUAACCCGAAUUUCAGGUCUAGCCUGUCAGAUCAGGGAGGAGGGUGUUCGCGCAAUCCCAGUGCAAUUCCGAAAUUUGUUUCCUGUAUCUUUCAGAUUGAGCCCAGGACUUCCUCCAACCGUUUUAUUGCACGGCGAUAGUGAUGAGCUAGUUGAUUUUGAGCAAAGUGCUUUAGUUGCUGAGAAGAUGAAACUACUAGGUAUCGACGUUCAUUUGGAACGUGCUGUGGGCCAGGGCCAUGGCUUUGACGCCAAGAGCAGCAUCAACCUCGACACUAUAGAUAUGGAAGGUGAAGAUGCAAUAAUUAAGGCGGGACUCCGGCGUGUUAUUCUGGCACUGGAGGCAUCCGUUGCCAAAGUAAGCAUUUGA